Molecule: messenger RNA, 531 nt
Organism: Camellia sinensis
Lineage: Eukaryota; Viridiplantae; Streptophyta; Magnoliopsida; Ericales; Theaceae
Product: putative L-type lectin-domain containing receptor kinase S.7
Biological process (GO): protein phosphorylation
Molecular function (GO): protein kinase activity; ATP binding
Source: RefSeq, a predicted model, not a curated record
AUGCCUAAUGGCAACCUUGACUGCUUCAUCGACAAGGACAACACCUUCCUUGAUUGGGCAACCUGGUACAAGGUAUUGCUGGGAUUAGCAUCAGCAUUAGUUUAUCUACUUGAAGAGUAUGGCAACCCUGUUGUACAUAGAGAUGUGAAGCCAAACAAUGUCAUGUUGGAUUCACAAUACAAUGAACAUAUAGUCGACUUUGGCCUUGCCAGGGCUACCCCAGAGUCUGAUGUUUACAGCUUUGGAAUGGUGGUUUUGGAAGUGGGUUAUGGGAAGAGAUCAAAAGGCAUCAUAGAUGAGAAUAGUUUAGUGGAUAGCGUAUGGACGUUAUACGAAAAGGGUGUCGAUGCAUUGCUUGAUUGCGUGGAUAGAUUGCUUGAAGGGAAAUUUGAUGAGGAAGAAGUGAAGAGGAGUUUGGUUGUAGGGCUUACUUGUUUGCAUCUAGAUUUUAUGCUCCAGCCUCAGAUGAGAAAGGUGGUUCAGGUUUUCAUGAAUCAUAAUGAGCCUCCCUUGAAUUUGCCUGAAUCGUAG